CUGGCGGCGCCGCGGGGCGCUUCGCCAUGGCGACGGCGGGGCCCGGGCGGCGCUUCUGCCGCUGCGCCUGCUUCUGCUCCGAGAACCUGUACCUGGCGCGCUACGGGCUGCACGUGCGCUUCCGGGACGCGCCGCAGCUGCGUCGGGACUACGGCGCGGUCCUGCGCAGCCGAGGCUGUGUGAGCACCGCGGACUUCCAGCAGCUGUUAGCAGAGCUUGAGCAGGAGGUGCAGCGGCGGCAGCGGCUGGGGCAGGAGUCGGCUGCUAGGAAAGCCCUCAUCGCGAGCUCCUACCACCCGGCCCGGCCCGACAUCUACAGCUCGCUGCAGGAUGCAGCUCUGGCCCCUGAGUUUCUGGCCGCGGUGGAGUAUAGUGCAUCUCCUGGCGCGGACCUCGAGGGCCUUCUCCAGAGGCUGGAGACACUGUCGGAGGACAAGCGUGUCUACCGGGUGCCUGUGUUCACGGCGCCAUUCUGCCAGGCCCUGCUGGAGGAGUUGGAGCACUUUGAGCAGUCGGACAUGCCCAAGGGGAGGCCCAACACCAUGAACAACUAUGGGGUGCUGCUGCAUGAGCUGGGCCUGGAUGAGCCGCUGGUGACGCCGCUGCGGGAGCGCUUCCUGCAGCCACUGAUGGGCCUGCUAUACCCGGACUGCGGUGGGGGCCAGCUGGACAGCCACCGUGCCUUCGUGGUCAAAUACGCACCGGGCCAGGACCGGGAGCUGGGCUGCCACUAUGACAAUGCCGAGCUCACCCUCAAUGUGGCCCUGGGCAAGGCCUUCACUGGGGGCGCCCUAUUCUUUGGGGGCCUCUUCCAGGCACCCACAGUCCUGAGGGAGCCCCUGGAGGUGGAGCAUCUAGUGGGCCAGGGUAUCCUGCACCGGGGCGGCCAGCUGCAUGGGGCUCGGCCCCUGGGCACCGGAGAGCGUUGGAACCUUGUCGUGUGGCUCCGGGCGUCAGUGGUGCGCAACCACCUCUGCCCCAUGUGCUGCCAGAAGCCCGAACUGGUGGACGACGAGGGCUUUGGUGACGGCUUCACCAGAGAGGAGCCCGGCACGGUAGAUGUGUGCGCGCUGACUUGAGCCUGGUUUGGCCCGGUGUUGGGGUGGCAUGGCAGGGGAGGGCUUGCCCCUGGACUGGGAGGAGCAGAAAUAAACGCGCUGCAGCCCAGGGUACUACCUGGUUCCAAAGGA
Tupaia belangeri chinensis (Chinese tree shrew) is the source of this 1190-nucleotide messenger RNA. RefSeq names its product 2-oxoglutarate and iron dependent oxygenase domain containing 2 (gene OGFOD2). Bases 27 to 1079 code for a protein of 350 amino acids. Lineage: Eukaryota; Metazoa; Chordata; Mammalia; Scandentia; Tupaiidae. Gene Ontology annotation, molecular function: iron ion binding; oxidoreductase activity, acting on paired donors, with incorporation or reduction of molecular oxygen; L-ascorbic acid binding. The record is from RefSeq and is a predicted model, not a curated record. The transcript is spliced from 7 exons.